Plasmodium vivax (malaria parasite P. vivax) is the source of this 9399-nucleotide messenger RNA. Its product is annotated as cysteine repeat modular protein, putative. The transcript is spliced from 2 exons. Bases 1 to 9399 code for a protein of 3132 amino acids. The record is from RefSeq and is a predicted model, not a curated record. Lineage: Eukaryota; Apicomplexa; Aconoidasida; Haemosporida; Plasmodiidae.
AUGUUGGACCAGUACUGCUACCCGAACGUAUCAAGAUACUUAGAAAAGACAAACCAACACUAUUGCUUCGAUAAACAAAAAUUAAAAGCAUAUACGAAUAGCCCUCAAUGUGUAGACAACUGUGGCAAAAUCAUUAAAUGUUUUGGGAUCCCAACAACCGUUCCAUCUAAGGCUAUCCCCGUAGAUGUUGUAAAUAGAUUAAAGAUAAAAACCUGUGUCAUUUCGAAGAAGCAAAGAAAAUUAGACAACCUAUGUGGAGAAAAUAAAGUGUUUCGUGUGUACAAAAAUAAACAGUAUUGCAUUCCUCAUGAUCUGUUAGACAUGGACCGAGUCAGCAACAGUUGUUUUAAUGAAAGCAGCACGGUCAUCUCCUGUGCAGGUUUUUUGGAAGAUGCUGAAAAGGACAUUGCAUAUUUUGAAGUGAAUUAUGAAAAUUCGUUGCAUUUAAUUUUGUACAAUUUGUGUAGUGAAGAAUUGGAAGGGAAUGGGGAAAUGUACAGUGGGUGCCAAGACAGGUCCAUAUCAAAUCGCAGGUGCCUACCCUGGAAUUCUUUAAAUAUAAAAGAAAUGUUAGGCACAGAAUAUACACAUAACUAUUGUAGGAACCCAGAAAAAUUAACGACUAUAUAUUGCUUUGUCAACAUGAAUGGAUUUGUGUUUCGAGAAUUUUGUGAGACAAAAAAGGAGAUAAUAAUGAAUGACAUUACGUACAUGAAUGAAACCUUUUUCAACUUCGACGUGACGAUGAAGAAUGUGUCGGAUUUUCGAUUAGGACUCUCCAAAGGAGAUUGUUCCAACGAAUCUCUAAGGCCUGAUGACCCUUUUAAGGAAAUUAUACAGGAUUCUUCUGAUUAUACCUACCACAAUGUAAAUGGAGAGAUAGCCGUGACCGUUUCCUUCAAAAGAUUGUACAUGCGGUUGUAUUAUAAUACUCAUUUCUCUAUAUGUGCAUGCUAUAGGGAUUACUAUUCUGAUGAGAACUCCAAGACGUGUUUGCUUAGACACUAUUUAACCAAGGUGGGGAAUGUCCUAUCGAGCAACCCCAUUUUUGACUCUUCGGUGAAUGUGUUUAAUGUGAAUAAGGAGAAAUUUCUCACCAUAAAUGUUGACAAUUGGGCUAUGCACGAUAGGGAGAUCUACAUAAUGCAUGGGGAGCAUUCCUACGAAUGUAGGAACUUACGCUUCUUGGAAAAUAUGUUCGCAACGGGUUUUCAAAAACUGCUUAAUGUAGAUAUUAGCAAGUCCAUUGAGAAGAUAACUCCCAGUUUAGACAGAUCCAAGGCCUUCUCCACUGUGUAUGCCUACGCGGAUAAAAUUUUCGACUUGCAGACCAUGGUCAAGCGAAAUAAAGACUUUACCAAAGAGGACAUUAAACGAGUAGGCAUCGGUUGGAAGAAUGCCAAAGAAGGAGAUCCUCUAUUCUCUUUUCACAAAAUUUCCAACUUGAAAAAUGGGUCCAACUUGAUAUGUAUAAGAAAUCCGUCACACAGCGCAGUCAGCUUCAGUUAUGUAGGCAAAAUUACUUAUAAUGACUACAACACUUCGAACGUAAAGUAUUUUUUAAAAAAAGAAGCCACCGUUUUCGAGGAUAGAGUCUUCUUGAAGGACGUGGCAAAUUUUAGUCUGACCGAUCACCUAUUUUCCUUCAGCGCCAUUUCAUGCACAGAUACGGAUACCACCCUUUUAAAAGAAUUCUCGUCAAAAAUUGUAGAAGAAACGCACAUUAACAGGAUGAGGAAAUAUUCAGCCGCUUUCUUUUACAACCAUUUUAAAAGCUCCUUCAGGAGUGGUCCCCGGAAUGGUAUACUUAGGGAUGCCAAAAAAGGGAAUCGCUUGUAUACUUUCUCUUUACAACAGAUAAGGAGGAUUGGGGUUCCCCUAAAUUACCUCUGUGAAAGAAAGAAACGGAAUAAUGCGCUUAGCUCCGUUUCGCUCGUCAACCUUUCUAACUUCAUUUUCUCUCCCUAUGAAGAUUUCGCGCAUUAUUUCCAUGUGAGGAGUUUGCCAGACAGCAUACAUAAUACUUACCUGACCAGAAAAAUGUUCAGGUUUGUCAGAACGCACUUUAAUAUCAAAGGGGGAGGGAAAGCCCCCUUCAAAAUGAGCAUUUUGUCUCUCUGGUCGCACGAGGAGGACAACUACGUUUCCCUUUGGUUUGUGACGUCUGAGCACUUGACUCCAUUUUUUUUGAUCAAGUACGACUUUUACGCCCCUACGCUUUCCUUCCUGGAGUUGGUGCCGCCAGAGGCUCCGGCCAUCGAUGCGGCUAAAGCGAAGGCAUCUUACAGCGUCAGAACCGCCAUGACUGGACUCCAAACUAUGGACAACAAUUCGACCUUCCCCCCGGAGAGCUCCAAAAACGCAACCAGCUCGUGGAAAAAGCCGCACGCCAUUGCCUACAUCUACACCUUCAGCACGAAGCAGCUAGCCAUGAAGAAGUACCGAACUAGCAAUUUUUAUGACAUCACCCUGGAGAACACUAUGUAUUCCGUAAAGCUUUCGAGAACAAUCAGUAUACAUAAAUUCACCUACCAAGGGGACACCUUUUUUAUAUUCCUGCUUAAAGGCAAUAUAGUAUACCUCUGGAAUAGCCACUUUGAAGGGAUACACUUGUACGAUUCGGACCUUGAUGCUUUUAUUAAGUCUACUCCAAUUAAGAUUCAGUGCCUGGGGGGUGCCACCAUCACUUGUUUCGUUCUCUACGAGUUUCACCAAAUUUUGUGGUUUGACCUUGUGUUGGAUCCUACUAUGCCGUUGAGGCCGUUGAGACCUUUGAGACCGUUGAGACCUUUGAGACCGUUGAUCCCUUUGAGGGAGGCGGCCCUAAGUGGUGCAAACCCGCAGGAGAAGGGGACCCUCGAAAUGAAGCAAAAGAGGAAGAAUAUCCCCCCCGAGCAACUCUUCAUAGACAAGAAUAGUGAGAAUAAUAUUCUUGGAACCCAAACGAAGAACGUCCCAUCAAGGGAGGUAAAAAGGGGAUACAUAAAACAUAUAUACACGUACACAGAAGAGGACCUAGAGAUAGCUUCCGAAAUCGCGAGGGACAUGACGGUGAUAAGGAAGCUGAACGAAUAUAUCAUUUACGUCUCCAACAGUGAGUCCAACAAAUUGCACAUAUACUCAACGGAUAAGUCAGAAACAAAAAUAGAGUAUUACAAAUAUGUGAGGAAUGAGCACAUGUCUAGUUACAAGAUAAGUUCCAUUUUUAACUACUCUCAUGAAGACACAAAUUUUAUUAACGCCUUCAUAACCAAGGAGAAUGAGAUGCAGCAUGCGUUGACGUCUUUCAUGCAUGAAAGGUUAAUCACGACGAAAGUGAAUUACAAAAAUAAUACGUGGCAUGUGUACAAUAAGCAUAUCGAAAUUACGCCUGUCAUUAAGGGGGAUAGGAGACAGAUAAAGUACUUUACCAUAACUGAUAAGAACGACUCCCUAAAGGGGCAGAUUGUAGUGAUCCACAAGAAAACCGGAGUAAUACAAAUAAAGCUGAACAGAAUUGAGAAGCCACAAAUUGAGUUGUUUGUGACAAUGCAUGGCUUAUUUCAUGUGACUUCUACACGUGUCCGCUUCAACGUCGUCUGCAUGAAUGGGCACUACUUCGAAAACAAAAAGUGCCAUCCAUGUCCGAAGGGCUCCUACAAUAACCUUAAGGAGAUCAAAAAGGAUAUGAAAUGGUACACUCAGUGCAUCCCGUGUAAGGCAAACCAAACCACCUCUGUGCUGAUACCCACGAAUGAGCAGCACUGCCUUUGUGACGUAGGGUAUGAGUACAUCAUGGACCCCAAAAAUCGCCACCAGUUUAUUUGCUCUCCUUGUAGAAUUGGCGAAUAUAAGGACACCAUAUCGAAUAAGCUAUGCAAAGGAAAUGGGUGCAUCGAGAAUUCAAGCUCCUACGUGUUAGGGGCUAAAACGGAGGCAGAAAGUUUCUGCGGCUGCAACCCUGGGUACUUCCUAACCUUCGAUUUGUUCGGCACCAGUGUAUGUGAGAAGUGUCUGGUCCACCAUUACUGUCCUAGUAAAUUUGAAAAGAUACAAAAGUGCCCCAAACAUAACGAGACUUUACAAAGUGAGCGAACUGAUUUUACCACCAUAGAUAGCUGCCUCUGCAAAAAGGGCUACGAACCUAUUAACAUGAAAAAGGUGCAGCAAAAGGGAUCAAGGGAAGAGCAUUAUUAUAACCUCUUCUUCAGUACCUACUCUUAUAAGCCAAGCCAAAUUGACCCCAAACAUAUCUGCAUGGAGUGCAACAUAGGUUAUUACAAAGAAACCGUAUCUUCAGAGAAAUGUAAAAAGUGUCCCAACAAAUCUAUGAAUAAAACGUUUGGAAGUACCACCAUAGAAAGUUGCAACUCCUGUUAUAGUGGUUACUACAAAGAUUCGGAGAAGGUCUGUUCUAGAUGCCUCCCCAACCACUUCUGCGUGGGUAGCUUUCCACCAGAUGGAUUGACGCAAUACAUUGGAGAUGCAGUCAUAUGCCCAAAUAACUCAGUCACGCAGGAGCCCAACGAGUAUAAUAACUCCUUUAAAGAUUGCCUAUGUGUAGAAGGGUAUGUAAGGCACUUGCAAGAAUCCUACAACUUAAAUGAGCACUGCAAAUUGGCUCCACUCAACUUUUACAAAGACACGGUGUCGAACGACUUGGGCACCCCUUGCCCUUCUAACAGCAUCACCCUAGUGGAGGGCGCUAAAUCUAUUCACGAGUGCAUAUGCGAUAAGGGCUUUUUUUACAGUAGGAAAAGGGGGAUGUGUAUGGAAUGCCCCAUAGGGUAUUACUGCCCCGAGAAGAACAGCAAGAACAAAUUUAAGGGGCCUAUAAAAUGCCCCGAAAACUCUGGAAAUGUAAAAAAGGGUUCUUACGAAUUGUCUAACUGCCAGUGCAACUUUGGCUACACCCCCAACGCCCCCGUCAAUAAGGUUGUAAAUGCGUACACAUCUGUCAGGAGGCAGAAUAACCGCCUUAGUAGCGAACAACCCAGUCGGUUCCCCUCAUUUGUGCAUUUUGGGAAAGUCCUCCCAAGGAGAAACGCCUUCAUUCAUGUGAUUCCAAACGGGGUUGCUACUAAAGAACAGAGCGAGACACUUCAGAAGACCCCCUCCUUGCUCCUAUGCAGCAGGUGCCCAAACUCCACCUACAAAUCGACCAUAGCGAACGAAGCCUGCCACGAGUGCCCCCCCAACAGUGUUACUCUCACGAACAUUAACAAUUCGGACUUCUAUUUCUGCCUCUGCAACGAGGGGUACUACUUGGAAGAACAGACCUGCAAACCGUGCUCUUUCACGAAGUUGUACUGUCAAGGUGAGAGCAUAUUUGAAGUGCCCCCGGGCAUGUACAAUCAGAUGAUCGAGGUUAUUAGGAGGCACAUCGGAUCGUUUGGCCCCUCCCAGGGGCGCCGAUUCGUCAACUCGGUCAUCCGCCAGUAUAGUGUGGGUUGGGGAAAGGGGGCACACAGGGGUGGUAGUGGGAGGAAGGCGGCAAGUCAGAGGGGGGGUCACUCCAGCAGUCAGGAUGGACGUGCGGACGCAUCCAAGGGGGGGACUCAGGAUGGAUCUCAGAGCGGAGCUGCUAUUCAACCCCGUGAAGGCGCGAGUCCGGGCAAAAGGCGCAGGCAGCGCGGGAGACGCAGGAGACUUCCCAUCAGUAGCUACUUCGGUAAGCCGCUCCCCGUCAUGAUGCUGAGCCGCCUGAGCAGCAUAGCGGACGCGUCGACAAGUCUCUUCCUUCAGAGGUACCAACUAGCGGGUCCUCCAAAUGGACAAAUGAACCAGAAAAAAAAGCAAGACAAUUUAAUGAACCUUCUUUUGAAGAGCUUCUUCUACAGAGACAACGACAACGUGGUGUACGCAAAGUACCAGCAGCUGGUGAAAUGCCCGGAUAACACGGCCAUCCCGCUGGGGGUAGAUUCUGCCCAAAAUUAUGAUGACUGUAAAUGCGCCAAGGGGUACUACCUAGAAUCGAAAGAUGUAAGCAAAUCGGUUAAGGUGUGCAAACCGUGUAAAGAAGGAACAUUCAAAAACUUCGUUGGAGAUGAAACCUCCUGCGUGUCUUGUCCCCCCAAAUCGACAAGUCUGGAAGGAUCUGUCUACCCAACGCACUGCUUCUGUAAGGAGGGUUUUUUUUACAGUAAGGAAAACUGUUUGGCCUGCUUAGAAGGGGCCACAUGCAAAGGAGGGUUAUACCAAAACGCCAUGAGUAGGAUCCAAUUAGGGUUAGAAAAUAUACACAUAACUGCAGAAGAUCAUGUGAAGCCAGAAUCUAAAAGAGGGUACUACUUAGACGAAGUUAUGACAAAAAAUAUAGAUGUAAGUGAGUGGAAGUUUAUAAAGUGUCCAAUUCAAGGUGCCUGUCUUGAACGAAACAAAUGCCAUCACAGCAUGAAUAAUUACUUAUGUGUGGAAUGUGCAAAGGGGUAUACCAACACCUUUAUGAGAUCUGUGUGUGUGAAGUGCCCAAACAACACUGUCAAUAUGGUUAUCCUAUUUUCCAUAUACAUUACUUUUUGCUUUAUCAUCAUCCUUAUAUCAUACCUGAAUGUGUCUUCUGGCUUUUACAGAAGGUCGAUCCACUCGAUUGUUAUAAAAAUUGCAGUCAACUACAUUUCGAGCAUGUUGCUGAUUAACAUUUUGGAAGACAAAAAUUUGCUUCUGCCAGAGUUUGUUCACCAAUUGUAUAUUCACAUUACCAAGUUGAUAAACGUAGGAGAGAGCAGAAGAAUUAUCAGCAUCGACUGUCUAUUGAGACAUUAUUUCGACUUGAGCUAUGCGGACUCUUUCUUCUAUUCCAGCUUGUUAUUUUUUUUUAUUCCGGUACUCCUCAUGGGCACGUUAACCUUCAUGUUGUUUGUUAUUUUGAAGAUAUACACCCUGUUGAGGAAGAAGGCAAUUGAGAACAAGCUUGACCUGCUCAGUAUAGCCAAAAGGGAGAGGAUUCACUUUUUGGCUAACUCCCUGGAGAAAUCCUAUUCCAAAGAAAGAUUCAUCAUGAUAUUGAGGUAUAUUAAAUUACAACACUACACUUGGAUGGAUAGAGCCUUUAUCUUUUUUGAAGAUAUGAUUCCCGUGUAUGUUACCUUCCUAUUUAUGAUUCAUGCAAAGACGUCCAUGAGAAUGUUUCAGCUUUUCGACUGCUCCUACAUUAUGUACACAAAAAAUUUGGGCAGAUAUAUCCUAAGCAGGGUGAGUAGUGUGCAGUGUGAUUUGAAGACGGAUUAUUUGAAGUUUUUCAUUUUGGGUUUAUCCGGAACGGUUAUAUGGUCCCUGGGAAUUCCCCUACUCUCCUUCUUCGUCCUGUACACAAAUAGGCACAAUUUGUUUCAAGAAAAUGUUCGCAUAAAAUAUGGCUUCCUACACAAUGGGUAUUUGCCAAACAGGUGGUACUGGGAGAUUAUCGUCUUUGCGAGGAAGAUCUUUUUUCUUUUCAUCACCACAGUUGUGUUGUUCCCAUCGGACGAAACGAACACUUCCAAGUUGAUGCUAAUUACUUUCGUGGCCAUAUUCUCCCUCUGCGUACACUUCAUAUUUCAGCCAUUUGACAAGAGAAAUUUUUUUACCCUAAACAAGUUGGAAAAUAUGAGUUUGUUCAUAUGGACGUCGACCAUCGUGGUUACAUCCAUUUUGCUUUCCAUCCAUCUGCAUGGAUUCCUGAAUUUUGUCAUUUUGUUUUCCCUCAUUUUGCUGCACGUCAUGUUCACUGUGAAGCUGUUGAUUUGUUUGUUCUACGAGUGCAUCGAUAACCUCAGGCGGAAGAAGGCCCUCUUCCACAUCCCCCUUCUCAGCACCUUUGCCAAAGCGCUCGUCGACGUUGUACAGAGGAGGAAGGAGCAGGAGCCUUUAAUUUACUACGACAAGGAUGCAAGACAAAUUUCGAUUAUUUUGCCUGACUGCGUUGUGCAGAAAAAAAAAAAAGUCAGGCUUUUCGCUAGCUCGUUCAGGCGAAUUUUCAAAAAUGUGCGCGCCUUUUGGAAAAAGGGGGUGAGGCAGUGGGGGGAAGGUCCCGACGGGGGGGGGCGCCGCGCCAGCGAUGGUGGCAUUUGCGGUAUCUGCGGCAACUAUGGCGGCUGUGACAACUGUGGCAUCUGCGGCAACUAUGGCAGCUGUGGAAGCACCCACGGAGGGAGCCUCUGCGGUAGCCGCGAAGGGUACGCGCAACUCACGCAUGGAGCAGGGGACCCCCCGAACGACGAAUCCCUGGGCAACAUCCAAGGAGGUCCAUCAAAAGAGGGAGUGAAAAGAAGACCAACAUGUGGAGCGAAGAAGGACGAACAACAUGGAAGCCUGAACGUGCAGGCAAAAAAGGGAAACAAAAAUGAUCACCAUUUUUGCACACAAAAUUUACCGGAAAACCAAAAAAUGAGUUUCUUCUUUUUUCUCAAAAAUAAUAGCGAGUCCGUCUGCGCAAAUAUCAACAAGGAGCAGCGAAUGUUCGCAAUUGAAAUUUACAAAGAAUUGCUAGACAUAUUCAUGAAGAACGUCACGUUAACGUACAUUUCGGAAAUCUUUUUCGAAUUCAUAUUUAAAAUUACCAUCAACAUAGGAAACUUGAUUGACAAUCUGGACCAGAAGGAUAAAAUAUUCGUGUCCAUGGAUCAAGAGCAGAACUUUAAGAACAUCAUUCAGUGGUCUCUCGAACGGAUGGAAAAAUGUAGCGAAAAUAAAAAGUUGGAAGAAAGCAAAAUAAUUAAUUUGAAAAAUUGUAAAUAUGAUUGUGGUUUGCUUAAUCUCGAUGUCGACGCGCUGCAAGUUCCUUCCUCUCUCUUUGAAGAGGACCGGACGGAGUCCUAUCGAAGCGUUGGUAAGGUGGCACGAGGGGAGUCGUCCAGCGAAACUUCUGGAAAGUUCGGCCUACGCGGAAGGGGCCCCGAACUUCAAGUGUCCGACGAAGAGAAAGAGAAACUCUUCUCGUUCUUCAGCGACGAUCUCCUGGACAGGAAAAUCCCCCUCUCCGAAUUCUACCUAAUCCUCACAGAACUCAAGCUCAAGUACAGCGGAAACCUCACUGCCUACUUCUACAUGUUCAGGCUGUACAAAAAAUUGGAAAAGCUCCAGGAAAGGAAGAAGCUGAGAAGGCUAAACAAGAAGCUGCGCAAGUGCCAACGAAUUAGCGACACGAGGAAGAAAAAGUCCCGCGAACAAAUGCUCGAGAAGGACAAAAUAAAAGAAAAAACAGCGCUACUGUACAAGGAACAUAAAGACCUGUCUAAAAUGUUGGCGCAGCUGAAAGGGCAGUACAUUAACAUGAGUAGGAACGACUCGGAAAAUUUUUCAUCUGAGGAAUUUGGAAUGCCCGAUAUGGAUGGUCACAUUUCCCUUUCCAGUGGGGACUCCAUCGAGGGAGUGCUUCUUUCGAUGGGCUUCGAUCAGAAGGAGCAAGAAAGCGACCGGGGCGAGCGCGAGUUCAAGUGA